This is a messenger RNA of Nerophis lumbriciformis (worm pipefish), 504 nucleotides long. The record is from RefSeq and is a predicted model, not a curated record. NCBI's taxonomy places the organism in Eukaryota, Metazoa, Chordata, Actinopteri, Syngnathiformes, Syngnathidae.
AUGGCCGAAGACGUCGAUCGGCUGACUCAGCUCGUGCCGAGCCACCCGACAGCUGAUACCACCGAGGUCAGCGGAGACGCCGGCCGGCCCGACUCGGGCUGGGCCCUGCUCUUUGCCGCCUGGCUGCUCGCCGCCGUCGCCAUGGCCGGCAGUCUCUUUUUCAGCUACGUCAUGGGCUUCGCGCCGUGCGUGCUGUGCUGGUACCAGCGGAUAUUCCUCUUCCCGCUGGUGGUGAUCCUGGCAGUCGGCCUCUUUCCCUACGAUCGCGGCGUGGCCAGGUACGGUCUGUCGUUGGCGGUUGCCGGCUGGCUGGUCGCCGUCUACCACAACUUGGUCUACUUCGGCAUCGUGCCGGAGAGUCUGUCGCCCUGUACCCAGGGCGUGUCGUGCAAGGAGGAGUACGUGAAGCUACUGGGAUUCCUGUCGAUCCCGCUGCUGUCCCUCCUCGCCUUCACCUCGAUCCUCGGCUUUCUGCUGCUGUUACAAAGGAGAUCCCCAGGAUGA